Molecule: messenger RNA, 259 nt
Organism: Amoebophrya sp. A25
Lineage: Eukaryota; Dinophyceae; Syndiniales; Amoebophryaceae
Source: the annotation of a GenBank genome assembly
GCGAAAAGGAGAAAGCAGACUAGAUAAUCUUCCAACAUCUAGAACCGGAAUCCACUUCAUAUGUAAACAACCGCCAAAGCAUUUGGGGAAGUUCGCGCGUCUCUGCUUCAGUCUCGGAGACCUCUACCACCCUGAUGGACUUCUUCUUCUUCUUCUGCACUGCCUCCACAACAAGAACUUGAACUUCCGAGUACUAGAAUCUCUUCUAGCUGCCAUCUCCAGUUGUAUGAAUGAAAGAACGAACAACAUCCACAACUAG